AUGAAGAUUCACCGUAUUGAAUCUGUUCGGCGCCUCCCUGAGCGUCUGAAGUCACGGACGCUGCAAAGGAGCACAGUCAGGGUAACAGCUAGCACAAAUGAGGGUGGACGAACCGUGCGCGUGCAGUUCAGCGUUCACUACCGUGCUCACCGCCAUCAAAUCCUAUGCAUCGGCGGGUCCCAGUUGCCUUUAGGCUGGUCCUUCCUCUCUAUUGCGAAAAUGCCGAUGUCAUGGAAUCCUGGGGACAAAUGGACCUGUGAGGAAUGGACCAACUUGGCCGAUAAGUUCUCACAGGGCUACGUUGAGGUACCAUAUAGAACUGCAGCGGAUCCAGGGCGGGCUCUUGACCCCCGGGAAAUUGUGGCUAUGGCAAUUGUGGCUUGGCAACCAGGACCGAACCGGUUCCUGCAAGUUCCAGAUGAGGAUGAGUUGAAGCGCCUAGAAAGUGGGCUGCCCCCCGAAAAAGCUACGGAGAACCUCUCCUUGGACGAGUCGGGGAUACCUAAAUUAAUACGGGAUGAUGCAUGGGGGUGGCCUUGA
This is a messenger RNA of Volvox carteri f. nagariensis, 540 nucleotides long. RefSeq lists its product as uncharacterized. The record is from RefSeq and is a predicted model, not a curated record. The coding region runs from base 1 to 540 and encodes 179 amino acids. The transcript has 3 exons. NCBI's taxonomy places the organism in Eukaryota, Viridiplantae, Chlorophyta, Chlorophyceae, Chlamydomonadales, Volvocaceae. Gene Ontology annotation, molecular function: carbohydrate binding.